Leptopilina heterotoma is the source of this 4624-nucleotide messenger RNA. RefSeq names its product DNA-directed RNA polymerase II subunit RPB1-like. Gene Ontology annotation, biological process: DNA-templated transcription. The record is from RefSeq and is a predicted model, not a curated record. Bases 161 to 4489 code for a protein of 1442 amino acids. Lineage: Eukaryota; Metazoa; Arthropoda; Insecta; Hymenoptera; Figitidae. The transcript is spliced from 5 exons. Gene Ontology annotation, cellular component: RNA polymerase II, core complex. Gene Ontology annotation, molecular function: DNA binding.
GAAGCCGGCAUGAGGUGUGGUUAAUGCGUAUUUUUGUUUCUUAUCAAAAUAAUAAUGGAUUAUUCACAAUAAGUUGUUGAUGACAAUUAUUAAUAAUAUCAAUUACUAAUGUAGUGGUUAUAAAUUUAUAAAGUGUAGAAUUUGCAUCGAAAUAUUAAGGAUGUCUACUGCAAAAUCAAAAAUGCCUUUUCAUUCAGUAAAACGAGUACAAUUUGGAAUACUCUCUCCUGAUGAAAUUCGGCGUAUGUCUGUCACUGAGGAAGGAAUUCGUUUUACGGAAACUUUUGAAAAUGGAAAACCAAAAGGAGGAGGACUCAUGGAUCCAAGACAAGGAGCAAUUGACGAUAAAUCACGAUGUCAAACCUGCGAUGGACAAUUACCUGAAUGUCCAGGUCACUUUGGUCAUAUUAAUUUAGCCAAACCUGUCUUUCACAUCGGCUUUCUCGCAAAAACGAUAAAAAUUCUCAGAUGCGUCUGUUUUUUCUGCUCGAAACUCUUAAUUUCUCCAAACGAUCCAAAUAUCAGGAAAAUACUCACCGAGACGGAAGAUCAGCCUGGUAGACGUCUGACACUAAUUCACGAUUUGUGCGUAACGAAACGAAAAUGUGGUGAUAAUUCAAAGGAACUUUACGGUUGUGGUCAGUGUCAACCGAAUUUCAAAAGAUCUGGUCUCGACAUAAAUGUGGAAUUUAAACAAAUUGGAAAGGAAGACGAAGGACCACUAGCUGCAGAAAGAGUUCAUGGAAUUUUCAAAAAUAUCACCGACGAAGUUUCUUUGAUUCUUGGUAUGGAUCCAAAAUCCUCACGUCCCGAAUGGAUGAUUUUGACUGUUCUUCCCGUACCUCCAUUGACAGUUCGUCCAAACGUCAAAUCAAAAAAUUCAUCGAUUACAAAACGAGACGACUUAACAAAAAUACUAUCAAAAAUCGUUACAACAAAUAACAAAUUAUUAAGCGACGAAAUUGCUACUGAAGCAGACGACGUCAGAGAACUUCAAUUUCAUAUUUCCCUUCUGAUUGACAACAAUCCUUUAGGAGUGUUUUCAAAUUUAAAUCUGGAAGAAAGUUUAAAAAAUGCGUUGUCUUUAAAAUCGAUAAAAGAACGUUUCAAAGGGCAAAAUGGCAGACUUCGUUGUAAUCUACUGGGUAAAAGUGUAAAUUUCACAGCACGCUCGAUAAUCACCCCGGAUCCCAAUCUGCGAAUCGAUCAAAUCGGCAUUCCUCAAAGUGUCGCCAAAAAUUUGACAUUUCCCGAAAUUGUCACACCACAUAAUAUCAAAAAAUUACAAAAACUUGUCAAAAAUGGUGAUGAAAAAUAUCCAGGAGCGAAGUAUAUUGUGACAGAUAAAGGCAAAGUAAUAGAUCUCAAAUCAAUCGGAAAAGAUUGCGAAAUUAAAUGUGGAUAUAGAGUUGAAAGACACAUUUGUGACAAUGAUUUAGUUGUUUGUAGUCGUCAACCGAGUUCUCAUAAAUUAAAUAUGAUGGGUUAUCGAGUUAAAGUAUUACCUGGGAGUACAUUUCGAUUAAAUGUCAGUUGUGCAUCAGCCUACGAUGAUCAUUUCAAUUCCGACGAAAUAAACUUACACGUUCCACAGUCUUAUAAAACAAGAGCCGAAGUGGAAAAUCUUCGUAUGAUAUCGGGUGAAGUCGUAACAAAACAAGCGAAUAAAUCAGUAAUAAGUAUUGUCGAGGAUGCGUUACUAGGUGCAUUUAAAAUAACCCAAAAGGAUGUAUUCAUUGAAAAGAGUGAUUUCAUGAAUCUUUUAAUGUUCGUCUCGAAUUGGGACGGAAUAAUACCACAGCCUUGUAUUUUAAAACCAAAACCCCUUUGGAGUGGAAACCAAGUAGUGUCUCUGUUAAUUCCGAAAAAUUUAAAUUACGUUCAAGGGACAUUUUCCAGUGAUGAUGAGGACAGUGAUUUUGAAGAUGAGAGCACUUUUCCCGAGGAAGAUACAGUAACGAUAAAAAAGGGAGAAAUUAUAACUGGUUGUCUUUCGGAAGACACACUUGGUUGUGUGCACAAUUCCCUUCCGUAUGUUUGUAGAAUGAACUUUGGUCAUCAGGUGUGUAUGAGAUUUUGUCAGGAUUUGCAAAACGUCAUGAACAAUUGGUUAUUAAUCGAGGGACAUUCAGUUGGUAUUGGUGACACAAUUGCCAAUCCUUCUAGUUAUUUAAGAGUUCAGGAAAUAAUUGAACAGACCAAAGAAAAUGUCAUCGAUAUUAUUAUUCAGGCUCACUGUGUAGAAAUUGAUAGGAAUACUUUCAAUCUUAAAUCCUAUGAAACUUCGAUUUCAGCAAACGAAAAAAUUCAUACUGCUUUAAGAAAAUAUUUACCAAAACCGAACAAUUUAAUCAUAAUGGUAAAAGCUGGAUCAGCUGGAAAAGAUGAGGAAUUGAGAAAAAUUAUUGGCUGCAAGGGACAACAAACUGUGGAGGGUGAACGUAUACCUUUUGGCUUUUGUAAACGUACCUUACCACAUUUUAUAAAGGAUGAUUACGGUCCCGAGUCGAGAGGUUUCGUUGACAAUUCCCAUCUCUCUGGUUUCACACCUUCGGAAUUUUAUUUUCACGCUAUGGAGGGUCGAGAUUUUCUCAUUGAUUCUUACAAGAAAUCUGAAGAUGUUGGACGCAUGCAACGUAAUUUGGUGAAAGCUAUGGAAUCAAUAAUGGUAAACUAUGAUGGAACGGUGAGAAAUGCACAGAAUCAGUUACUUCAAAUCUAUUAUGGCAAUAAAGGUUUUCACGACGAAGUCCUCGUAAAUAGCGAGGAAACGGCCAUUGAACAUAACAGUGAAGAAUUUGAAAAAGAAUUUAAAUUCGAUCUUACGAAUGAGCGCGUGCGUGAUAAAUUUAAUGAAAACAUUUAUCGCGAUAUGAUGAAUUCGAAGGAACUUAUUUCCGAAUUGAAAAAGGAAUUUGAACAAUUGUGUGAAGAUAAAGCAGUGUUUGAAGAUAGAAGGUUUAAUUUUCAGGUUCCACUUCCUUUUAAUUUGGAACAAAUGAUUUAUGAUGCACAAAAUGAUUUUCAGACGAAAAAUGUGCCUUGUGAUUUGAAUCCGUUGAGAGUUAUUCAAGGUGUUAGGGAUCUUCUAGAAAAAUGCGUUAUUGUCAAAGGAGAUGAUAAAAUCAGCAGAGAAAUAAAUAAGAAUACGCAUUUUCCAUUUCGAUAUAUCAUGAGAUUAAAAUUGUGCACCAAAGCCGUCUUUGAAAAAUAUCAACUGUCAAGCCAAGCCUUCGAGUGGUUGAUUAGUGAAAUAGAAAAUCGGUUCCAUCAGGCAAUUGUUCCACCUGGUGAAAUGGUUGGUGUUUUAGCAGCACAAACAAUUUGUAAUUCUCUUUCGCACAUGCCCUAUAAUACUUUUCACCAUACUGGUGCAACAAAGUGCUUCGAAGUGUAUCAAAAAUACCUCCAAGGCGUGACUAGAAUAAAAGAAAUUAUCAAUUGCAGUAAAAUGCCGAAAUAUCCAUCAUUAACAAUUUAUCUGAAACCAGAGAUUUCAGGAGACGUCGAUGUAGCUAAAAGUGUUCUCUCUCGUAUUGAACACACGACACUUAAAAAUUUGUUAUUAAGUUCUGCAAUUUAUUACGAUCCUGAUAUAAACAAUACCGUUAUUCCUGAGGAUCAAGAAUUCGUAAACGUCUAUCAAGAAGUAUUGGAACUUGAUCCGUCGAGUUUAUCGCCGUGGUUGCUUCGCUUCGAAUUGGAUCGAAAUAAAAUGUUACCAAAAGAAAUAAAAAUGGAAAACAUUGCCAAUAAACUCUAUUCAAUAUUUGGCGAGAAUUUAAAUGUCAUGUUUAAUGACGACAGUGCGGAGCAUUUGAUUCUUAGAAUUCGAAUAGUCAACGGUGAUGAUGAUGAGAUUGAAUGUGAAGAUGAUGUCUUUUUGAGACGCAUCGAGUCAUUUAUUUUAAAUGACAUUGCAAUACAUGGUCAUGAAAUGAUUAAGAAAGUGCAUUUAGAUAUGAGUGAACAAAGUGUUACAAAUUACAACAAGGAAAGUCAAAUGAUUGAAACAAGAGCCAAUCAUAGGCUAAAAACUGAAGGUACAAAUUUGAUGAAAGUAUUGGUCGAUAAAGAUGUUGAUUCGAAGAAAACGAUUAGCAACGACAUUCACGAGAUUUUUAACGUUCUGGGAAUUGAGGCUGCAAGAAAGUCUAUUGAAAAGGAGAUGACUAAAGUUUUUGAAAAUUAUUCAUAUCAUAGAAAGCAGGAACAUUUUAUUUUGCUGAGUGAAGUUAUGACUGCCAAUGGCCAUCUAACGUCUAUCGAUAAUCACGGAUUUGAUAAAGAGGAUCUUGGAGCAUUCCUGAGAUGGUCUGCGAAAGAAAAUGAAGACGUUUUGUUUGAUGCUGCUUGUCAUGGAGAGGUCGAUCCUCUGAAAGACGUCACAGGAAAAAAUAUUCUGGGACAAUUGCCUCGCAUUGGCACUGGUUGCUUUGAUUUGUUACUUGACAAUAAAACUCUACUACGAGGAAAGGAUGCACGAUAGCUGCUUCAGCUAACGCUCUUUUUAACGCUCUUUUUUUUUAAAGAAAAAGACUGAAGAGAAGGUCUAAUUAUAUUUUUUUCAACAGUUUAUAAAAAAUCGAAAAAGUGACUAAGAUUAGUAUAUUAAUAUUAUUAA